Messenger RNA from Phanerochaete carnosa HHB-10118-sp, 1099 nucleotides. RefSeq lists its product as uncharacterized. The transcript has 5 exons. Gene Ontology annotation, cellular component: cytosol. Gene Ontology annotation, biological process: nucleoside metabolic process. NCBI's taxonomy places the organism in Eukaryota, Fungi, Basidiomycota, Agaricomycetes, Polyporales, Phanerochaetaceae. The coding region runs from base 88 to 1005 and encodes 305 amino acids. The record is from RefSeq and is a predicted model, not a curated record. Gene Ontology annotation, molecular function: S-methyl-5-thioadenosine phosphorylase activity.
CGCAGACAUUACUUGAGCGAAGCGGGAUCGUUUGUGAGUUGACUAGUGGCGUCCGUCCAUACUGAGGCUCGUCUCUAGUCUUUUGACAUGACCCAAGCGUCGGAGAAUGUUGUCAUCGGCGUCAUCGGAGGUAGCGGCCUGUAUCACCUCGAUAAUUUGACAUUCGUCAAAUAUGUCAACCCCGAUACACCCUGGGGUUACCCAUCUUCCCCAAUCACAAUAUGUUCCUUGCCAUCUGGAACCAGUGUAGCUUUCCUAGCGCGACACGGCCCCGGUCAUACGAUAACUCCUUCCUCUGUUCCGUCGCGCGCAAACAUCGCGGCACUCAAAUCCCUCGGCGUCCGCGUCAUCCUCGCGUUCAGCGCCGUAGGGUCUCUUCGCGAGGAGAUACCCCCGGGAACGUUCUGUCUUCCUACACAGGUCAUAGAUCGCACGAAGGGUGUACGCCCCACAACAUUUUUUGAUGGAUCGGUGGUAGCGCAUGCCUCGUUUGGCGACCCGUUCAGCAUGAAGCUUGUGCGCUGGCUCGAGGGGGAGGUGGGAAAGGCACUCGCUAGCGACUCUCGUGGAGUCAAGCUUGCUGUCGACAAGUGCAUCGUCUGCAUGGAGGGACCUCAGUUCUCUACACGGGCAGAGAGCUUGAUGUAUAGGCAGUGGGGAGGGGACCUGAUCAACAUGAGUGUGCUGCCCGAGGCCAAGCUUGCGCGAGAGGCAGAGAUAAGCUACGCUCUCAUCGCUACCGCCACCGACUACGAUGCAUGGCGACCCCACACGGAGUCGGUCACGGUCAGUGAGGUCUUUAAAACCCUUCAGGCAAACGCAGAGACGUCGCGCCACGUGGCUGCUAAAGUAUUGGAAGGUUUGAAUGCUUUGGCAGUGCAAGGCGAUAUACUCAGCACGGAGAAGGGAUCCAUGCAAUACUCCAUUAUGCCGCGUUCGGAGCGUCAGCAGGGAGAAGAUGUCGCUAAACUGCGCUUCAUCCUCCCUGAGUACUUCCCGGAAUAGUGACAGGCGUGAUAAUAGUAUACCAUAGAUAAAGAUGCAAAGUAUAAGCAUGUAUACACUGCCUGGAUAUUUCAGUGCACGGGUACCAGCUCGC